AUGCAUGUCGGAAGGCUUCAUCUUGGCACUCUACUCACGAGAGAAUCUUCAGCCGAUCGGCCCAGAAUCCUACCGUUACUGGGAUUGACCAUCGAUCAGCGCCAGAAUGGUAUGGACUGCAUUGUAUUCCAAUGGAUGCACAUUUUCUGGGCAGUGCUGUACAGGAUGUCUGCCGCCAGAUAUCUCAAAGUACCCCGGCAGUCAUGCUCUCGAAACGAUGGCGGUGAUGCCAGUGUACAUACAAGAGGAUCUAUCUGGCUGGCUAUUUUUGCUGAUGAGAACGAACGCCGUGCAACGAACGCAACGUGCCGGUUGGGUCGUGGUCGGUAUGAAAUAGCAGCGAACACCGACAAACGGGUGUGGCUGAAAAGGCCGUUGGCACUAUUGGCGUGGGCAAUGUUUACACUCAUCACAGCCAUGCUUUUCUGGACACUUGUUGUCAUAUUGCUAGAAGUUGGGACCCCUGGUCACUCCGCCCCCCCCCCCCCCCCCCGGGAUCAUGACUUCAUCUGGUUCAUGCGCGGUGCGUGUGCUGCAGGUACCGGUACCGCCCGUUGGAGCCCGGCUGUUGUUUGUCCGGACUUCAAAGCCUACUAUUCACAAGAUAUGAUCCAUGUCUCGAGCUUCCUCACCACACCACACCACACCAUUUCAUCUGACGUCCUGCGGAACUGGUUCGAUGAGAGACACUGUCUUAUUCUCCGCAAGAUGUUUGUGUCUCGCAAGAUCACUAUCUACAGCCUUCUCCUCCUCAAGUCGCGACUUGGCGAUGAUCCACGGAAAAACUUCCCCAAAACUACGUCGUCGUGCCCGAUCCGCAGAGGAGCCUGA
This is a messenger RNA of Pseudocercospora fijiensis CIRAD86, 831 nucleotides long. RefSeq lists its product as uncharacterized. NCBI's taxonomy places the organism in Eukaryota, Fungi, Ascomycota, Dothideomycetes, Mycosphaerellales, Mycosphaerellaceae. The transcript has 9 exons. Bases 1 to 831 code for a protein of 276 amino acids. The record is from RefSeq and is a predicted model, not a curated record.